GCUCUUGAUGUUGCUGUUUCUAGAUUUCGCGAAUCCGCAAUUCCAUGUAACGGCAAGAUGUCGGUCCCACGGGCGCGGUUACUGCAACUUGUGAAGGCUCGUUGCGAGCUCUUCUCGACGACUUUCAAUCCCGAAGGCAUCCGGACCGGUAACAAGAUCCUGCGUCAGCGACUCAAGGGCCCGGCACUUGCGACCUACUACCCCCGCAAGAACGUCGGUAUCCGCGAGCUUCAAAAGGAGUUCGGUACUCUUGGUCUCGAGGUGGACGAUGAGGUUGAUGAUGAUCGUUUGGAGCACUUGGCAGCUCUGAGAGCCCGCGACAAGGGAGCGCCCAAGAAGAAGAGAACGGCACCCUCGGCGGCCGAUGCGAAGAAGAAGAAAUAAGAAACGACGUCCCGAAAACAGAACUACACGACGUGUACAUGUAUCAUAUAGUGGGCGGACUAGAAUCAUAUACCCCGAAUACCUGGCGUUCCUCCGGCAGUUGGUCCAUUUCGACAUCCAUUUUUCCGCUCAGUACUUGAUGCCAUAACAGUCUCCACGUGACGAGGUGCUGCCCAUGACUGUACAUAUGGUUAGCGACGCCCGCGGCACUUGUUCCUUCAAAUGCUGUUGAAUCGUUGCCUGGUUUGACAGGCAGGUUUGUGGUUACCAGCUUUGACAAAGGUUCAUCUCCGGACUGUCCUCCCAUGCGUCU
Neurospora hispaniola is the source of this 697-nucleotide messenger RNA. Its product is annotated as mitochondrial ribosomal subunit S27-domain-containing protein. The record is from RefSeq and is a predicted model, not a curated record. The transcript has 4 exons. Bases 58 to 384 code for a protein of 108 amino acids. Gene Ontology annotation, cellular component: mitochondrion. Lineage: Eukaryota; Fungi; Ascomycota; Sordariomycetes; Sordariales; Sordariaceae.